This is a messenger RNA of Pseudopipra pipra, 5133 nucleotides long. RefSeq names its product zinc finger protein 652 (gene ZNF652). The transcript is spliced from 6 exons. Gene Ontology annotation, biological process: regulation of gene expression. Bases 458 to 2284 code for a protein of 608 amino acids. Lineage: Eukaryota; Metazoa; Chordata; Aves; Passeriformes; Pipridae. The record is from RefSeq and is a predicted model, not a curated record. Gene Ontology annotation, cellular component: nucleus.
GGGAGCUCGGGGGCCGCGGCGGCGGCGGCAGCGCCUGGGCCCGAGCGCCGGGCCCCGGCCCCCGAGGCGGCCGCUCGGAGCGCGGGGGCCGAGCGGGAGCGGAGCGGAGCGGGGGAGGGAGCGAGGGAGGGAGGGCCCCCCGGCCGCCCUGCCCUCCGCCCUCCGCCGCGCCCGCGCCCCCUCCCCGCGGCCGCCCGGCAUGGACGGCGGCGGGGGCGGCCCCGGGGGCACCGGCCUGGAUAAAAUGCUCAAGGCUUCGUUGGCACCUUUCCCCAGAAGAACAAUCCCAGCCCUGCUCUUGCCAUAGCCCUGGAAUCCCGAGCCCUCCCCUCAGCCCCGUUUGUCCCCCGUGUCCAUGGACCAGGCGCCGGGCUGGAGGACCCCCCCCACCUCAAGCUGCUGCUGCUGCCUCGGUUUCUGUGGGAUUGAAGGUGCUCCAUGACCCAGGGCCCCCCAGAUGAGUCAAACGGCCAAUUCCUGCCAGCAGCUGGUUGAGAACUGCCCGGCGCCCGUGGCGGGGAUGGCACAGGAGGACGGUCGCCGCGGGCAAGUGCCACCCUCCUUCUACCACGGGGCCAGCCAGGAGCUCGACCUGUCCACCAAGGUGUACAAGAGGGAGUCAGGGAGCCCCUACUCUGUGCUGGUGGACAGCAAAAUGAGCAAGCCCCACCUCCACGAGAGAGAGGAGCAGCCCUAUUUCAGGGAGAACAGAGCGGUAGGAGAGGUCCGGGCUGUGAAAGAAGACAGAGAAAACUCUGACGACUCUGAGGAGGAAGAGGAGGAGGAAGAUGAAGUGACUUACAAAAGGGAGCAGAUUAUAGUAGAGGUAAACCUUAACAACCAAACCUUAAAUGUAUCAAAAGGGGAGAAGGGUGUCCCCUCCCAGUCCAAAGAGACUGCUGUUCUUAAGACCAGCAGUGAGGAAGAGGAGGGUGACAGUGGGGAAGAGGCCACUGAAGACAGUAAUGAUUAUGAGGAAAAUGAGAGGCAGAAGAAAAAAGAGAAAAGAGUGGAAAAAGUUAGUGUUGCACAAAGGAGAACGAGGAGAGCUGCCUCUGCUGCAGCAGCCACCACCUCCCCACCACCCAGAACUACAAGGGGUCGUAGAAAGAGUGUGGAGCCCCCCAAGCGUAAGAAGAAAACUGCAAAGGAGCCCAAGGCACCUGUGCAGAAAUCAAAGUGUGAAGAGAAGGAGACUUUAACCUGUGAGAAGUGCCCCAGGGUGUUUAACACACGCUGGUACCUGGAGAAGCACAUGAACGUCACUCACAGGCGAAUGCAGAUCUGCGACAAAUGUGGGAAGAAAUUUGUGCUAGAAAGUGAGCUGUCCCUUCACCAGCAAACUGACUGUGAAAAAAAUAUCCAGUGUGUUUCCUGUAACAAAUCCUUCAAGAAGCUCUGGUCCCUCCAUGAACACAUCAAGAUUGUCCAUGGAUAUGCAGAGAAGAAGUUCUCCUGUGAGAUCUGUGAGAAGAAGUUCUACACCAUGGCCCACGUGCGGAAACACAUGGUUGCACACACCAAGGACAUGCCAUUCACAUGUGAAACCUGUGGAAAGUCCUUCAAGCGCAGCAUGUCCCUCAAGGUCCACUCCCUGCAGCACUCGGGGGAGAAACCCUUCCGCUGUGAGAACUGUGAUGAGAGGUUCCAGUACAAGUACCAGCUGCGCUCCCACAUGAGCAUCCACAUCGGGCACAAGCAGUUCAUGUGCCAGUGGUGUGGCAAAGACUUCAACAUGAAGCAGUACUUUGAUGAGCACAUGAAAACACACACUGGAGAGAAGCCCUUCAUCUGCGAGAUCUGCGGGAAGAGCUUCACCAGCCGGCCCAACAUGAAGCGGCACCGGCGGACGCACACGGGGGAGAAGCCGUACCCGUGCGACGUGUGCGGGCAGCGCUUCCGCUUCUCCAACAUGCUCAAGGCGCACAAGGAGAAGUGUUUCCGCGUCACCAGCCCCGUCACCGUGCCCGCCGCCGUGCCCAUCCUGCUCUCCUCCUCCUCCUCCCCCGCCGUGCCCGCCGUGCCCGGGCCCCCCUCGGCCCCCGCCCCGCCCGUGCCCCUGAGCCCCGUGGGCGCCGCUCCCCCCCGGCCCGUCCCGCACCCCUACUCGCACCUCCACCUGCACCCCCACGCCCACCACCCCCACCACCUGCCCGUGCCCCCCGUGCCACACCUGCCUCCCCCCCCGGCCCUGUUCAAGAGCGAGCCCCUGAACCACCGCGGGCAGGGCGAGGAGCCCUUCCUGCGCCACCUGGAGAAGAACAGCCCGGCCCAGCACCACUGACGGCCCCGGGGGCACGGGGGGUCUCUGGCUCGGCUCCCACCUUCCCCGGAACCACUGAUGGCCCCGGGGGCACGGGGGGGUCUCUGGCUCAGCUCCCACCUUCCCCGGAACCACUGACGGCCCCGGGGGCACGGGGGGGUCUCUGGCUCGGCUCCCACCUUCCCCAGCACCACUGACGGCCCCGGGGGCACGGGGGGGUCUCUGGCUCAGCUCCCACCUUCCCCGGAACCACUGACGGCCCCCGGGGGCACGGGGGGCACGGGGGGGCACUGGCUCAGCUCCCACCUUCCCCGGAAUCACUCAACAAGGAAAAGCAAAACACCCCGACUCCGAACCCGGGGACCGACAGGACCGAGGAAAAAACCCCCCCUUGGGUCGUGGUUUCUUUUUCCCCCCCCUCCUCCCGGUGACUUUUAUGAAUUUCAGACACUGAGACUCGUGGAAUUUUAUAAUUUCAUAUCAGCUGAUGAGGUAUGCUUGCUUUUAUAUCCCGGACUUCUCCUCAAAGAGGAGACAGGCCUGGUUUUCUUUGUACUAAUCGGAAAGGCUGUGAGAUUAAUACAGAGCAUUAAUUGUAUCACUGUGUAUGUAACGGAUUCCUUUCAGCUUCUGGUAUCACGGUAUAUUGGAGCAUUAUAAAGAAAGGCAAAAAAAACCCCCUCCUUGUUUUGUGUAGCUCUCCUAACACACUCUUUAUUUUACUACAGAAAUUAUUUUAGAGUUUUUUGUAUAGACCUAUUUAGUAGUCUGUUUCUAAAAACGAAAAUUGUAUUUCAAUAAGCGGUGUAAUUUUUUCAGUGUAGCUGGACCUAUGUUGUAUAAUAGAUAAAUUUUUAUAAUCAUCGAAAAAUGUGAUUCUUAAAAAAAAAAAAAAAGAUGCUUAUAGCUUCUAUAGUUAAAGUUAUUCUUACAACCACACGACUUAAAGGUGCUUCAGAGAAGAAAGGAAACCAAGAGGUCUCUGGAAAAGUUGCCUCGAAAAAUGAUGUUUGAUUUCAGAACUUUACGUAAUUUAUUUUGACAGGGCUUUUUUUUUUUUUUGUCGUUGUUGUCGUUGGGGUUUUUUUAACCUUGUUUCCCUUCUCACGGUUUCCCUCGAGCUGCUGGGAUGAGGAUGUUGGGGUACAACAUUCCUGCUCCACAGGUUUGCUUUAGCUGGGUUGGAGUGGGGUGUGUGAGGUGGGUUGGGAAGGGGGAUCCUGGCACUGGGGACCUGUUAAUUUGGGAAUAGGAAGUCACCAAAGUGAGGAUGUGACAGCAGGGAGGAGAUGGAGUCUCUCAGGUGAGCCAAGGAUCCGCUGGGAGAGCUGAGUCAGGGGCUUUCCAUGGGCUGAGUCAAGCUGGGGAUCACAUCAAAUGCUGCUCUGCAGACAAGGGGCUUGUGGAAUUCCUGGAGUGCCAGGAGAGGGGAGCAGGUGGGAUCACAGGCUGGGAUCACAGCCCUGUUCCUGCCGGGCUGGGGGGACAGGGAACAGGAGUUGGGAGGAGAGCACGGGGCUCCUCCCGAGCUCCAUCCCAUCCUCCCUCCAUCCUCCCUCCCACCUUCCAUCCCAUCCUCCCUCCCACCCUCCCUCCCCUCCUCCCUCCCAUCCUCCCUCCAUCCUCCCUCCCAUCCUCCCUCCCAUCUUCCAUCCCGUCCUCCCUCCCACCCUCCCUCCCAUCCUCCCCUGCAGGAAAACUGGGACAGUCCCUGAGGGUCAGAGGCACGUUUUUGGCAAAUGUUGAGUUUUAGGGUUGGGAACUGGAUCCCUGUUUGAUAAUCCUGGGAGGACAGGAGUGGGAGGGGUGCCAGGCCCAGGGCAGGCCCAGGGGGCAGCUGCUGCUCCCCAGCUCUGGGUUCCUCCCCAGCCAGACCCAAGUGUAGCUCAUCCCUGCAAUCCAGGAGCUCAUCCUGCAAUCCAGGGAGCUCAUCCUACAAUCCAGGGAGUUCAUCCCUGCCAUCCAGGGAGCUCAUCCCUGCCAUCCAGGGAGCUCAUCCCUGCCAUCCAGGAGCUCAUUUCUCCAUCCAGGGAGCUCAUCCCUGCCAUCCAGGAGCUCAUUUCUCCAUCCAGGAGUUCAUCCCUGCAGUCCAGGGGCUGCUCCCUCUCCAGGAAGGCAGAGGCCCAAGCACUGUGCUGUGAGUCCCCUUUUCCUUGAACUUCCCCCUCUUUGUGCUGCUUUUCCCAUCCAGUCCCACCCCACUCCACACCCAGAGACCCUCUUGGGCAGAGGGGGAGGGAUGACCUCGGGGUUGUGCCUGAGGGGAUUGUUCUCCAGGAGAGCAGGGAUGCUGGAAUUCUUCCCCAGGGACUUGUUUGAGACACCCAAUCCUCUGCUGAGAAACAGCUCCUCAGCUGAUGGGUUUCCACCAUUUUCCACCACUCACGUUGGGUUUUCCAUGACAUAGAAACUUCAGGACCCAGGAAGGGCAGUUUUGGCCCAACCAACUCAUUUUUGACUGAGCUGAAACCCCUCCCAGCAUUUCUGAAAGGAAAAGAAUAAUGAAACAAUGCUUUUUAAACGUUUUCUCUAUAAUAUUUAUACCCACCCCUCUUACCUUCUAGAAGAAAAAGCCAAUUAUGAGAGUGAGUUUUGAAUUUCCACUGCUGAUUUAAACUGUUGUGUUUCCUGUGCCUGGUCCACCCUGGGGGUUCUGUGCAUUCCACACCACAUUUGCAACCUGCAUUUCUGUUGUGCCACUGUUUUAUGGUCAGGCCUGUUAUUAAAUGAUUUUUAAAUGCUUAAAAAAAAAAAAAACAAAACAAACAAACAAACAAACAAAAUCUUGGUAAAUCAAUUGUAUUCCAGUUUUGCAAAAUGAUUUUCUUCUCAAUAAAUUUACAGUAUUAGGCUGCUAUUCAGAAUUCUAA